This is a messenger RNA of Penicillium chermesinum, 912 nucleotides long. RefSeq names its product ketoacyl-synt-domain-containing protein. Gene Ontology annotation, molecular function: phosphopantetheine binding. The record is from RefSeq and is a predicted model, not a curated record. The coding region runs from base 1 to 912 and encodes 303 amino acids. The transcript has a single exon. Lineage: Eukaryota; Fungi; Ascomycota; Eurotiomycetes; Eurotiales; Aspergillaceae.
AUGCCGGCCAAGUCGCUGGCUUACGCACUGUUCAAGAACGUAGUCGAUUAUGCUGACCGCUACCGCGGCAUGGAACGCGUGGUUAUCCACGACCAUGAAGCCUUUGCUGACAUCACACUCACGGACGAGCGCCACGGAACCUGGCACACCCCGCCGCACUGGAUCGACAGCGUCUCGCAUCUGGCCGGCCUCGUCAUGAACGGGAGCGAUGCCUCGAACACUCGGGAUUAUUUCUACGUCACUCCCGGCUGCCAGAGCUUCCGUCUCCUGGAGCCGCUGAAACCGGGGCCCGUUACCGGAAUUACGUCCGCAUGUUCCCUCUCCCCCGAUGAACCUCACAUGUAUGCCGGCGACUUAUAUAUCCUGCGCGAGGACCAGAUAGUAGGCAUGAUCAGCCAGCUGAAAUUCCGCAAGGUACCGCGCUUGCUGAUGGAUCGGUUUUUCUCCCCUCGAGCGGCUGCCAAAGAGGCCUCGUCGACGGCUGUUGUAGCAUCAGUGCCCGCAACCACGAGCCCCACUGCUCCAUCAGCGAUGAAGUCGACCGGGAUCUCUCUGCCCGCGUCCCAAGAACAACUUCCUCAGUCAACCCCUAGUUCACUUUCUGCCGGGUCCUCUGAGCCUUCGUUAGACGGCGCCGAAACACCGGAAGAGAAAGAACCAGCCGCGGGGUGUAUUCCAGAGGUGAGCGGUGUGCCCGGGAAGUGCUUGGAGCUGAUUGCGCACGAGACCGGUCUCAGCGUGACCGACCUCACGGCGGAUGCGACGUUCGUGCAAUUGGGCGUGGACUCGUUAAUGUCGCUGGUUCUCUCGGAGAAGCUCCGCAGUGAGCUGGGGUUGGAGAUCAAGAGCUCACUGUUUCUGGAGUGUCCGACGGUGGGGAAUUUAACAUGCUGGUUAGAGCAGUAUUGCUGA